AUGCUUGGUUGCCCCUGGACUGGACGGAGCCGCGGCCGCGGAGGAAGGACCGGAUGGCGGGGCCGCUCGGUGCACGAUGCCGUCACGGUGGUUCUUGCACUAUCGACACCCAAAACCCUCGUGGAAGCAGGUCAACCGGUGCGCUCAUUUGACUCUCUUCCAGACUUGCCCAGUUCGCGCCGCCUCGUCACAUCAAAAGAUAGGACCGUCUUUCUCAGGAAUGGCCUGACACAGGCUGAGAUCGAGCAUGAAGUCGUCUUCAUGAUCACUGCCGGCUCAGACACCACUGCUACUACAAUGCGGACGACCAUCCUUAAUGUCAUCACUCAUCCGAACGUGUACCUGGAGCUCAAGAGGGACAUCUUCAAGGCCGCACGAGAGGGCAAGGCUUCCAAUCCGGUCAAAUACGAGGAGGCCUUGACUCUUCCGUACAGUAUCUGCAGAAAACGCUCACAUGCCAAACCGGCAGUUAUUCACGAAGGUCUCCGUAUGCGACCCUGGAGCGUGUCGCCUCUCCAUCGCGGAGUCUUUCCGCCCUCAUACACCUAG
This is a messenger RNA of Neurospora tetraspora, 549 nucleotides long. RefSeq lists its product as uncharacterized. The transcript is spliced from 2 exons. The record is from RefSeq and is a predicted model, not a curated record. Gene Ontology annotation, molecular function: iron ion binding; monooxygenase activity; oxidoreductase activity, acting on paired donors, with incorporation or reduction of molecular oxygen. Lineage: Eukaryota; Fungi; Ascomycota; Sordariomycetes; Sordariales; Sordariaceae. The coding region runs from base 1 to 549 and encodes 182 amino acids.